Lepus europaeus (European hare) is the source of this 1068-nucleotide messenger RNA. It is a transcript of the gene BNIPL, whose product is annotated as BCL2 interacting protein like. Gene Ontology annotation, cellular component: cytoplasm. The record is from RefSeq and is a predicted model, not a curated record. The transcript is spliced from 10 exons. Bases 1 to 1068 code for a protein of 355 amino acids. Gene Ontology annotation, biological process: apoptotic process. Lineage: Eukaryota; Metazoa; Chordata; Mammalia; Lagomorpha; Leporidae.
AUGGGAACCACACAAGAGGCCGGAAGAAAGAUGCCAGAUCUGGGGGUCAGGAAGGAUGCAGAAGCAGAAGCAGGAGCAGCCCUGAGACUUGGGGAACUGGAGCUGAAGGAAGAAUGGCAGGAUGAAGAAUUCCCUAGAUUGCUUCCUGAGGAGGUUGGCCUUUCUGAAGCUCCUGAAGACCUUAAAAGAGACCCCCAGGCAGGUACCCCCAGCACCCUGGCUCUGUGUGGCCAGCGCCCCAUGAGGAAGCGUCUUUCUGCCCCAGAGUUGCAGCUGAAUCUGACCCAGGAGCCCGGAGGCAGUGCGGCUUCCCCUGCCCACUCGGCACCGUCCUCUCCCGACGGCAGUUCUGACCUGGAGCUAGAGGGGCUGGAAACACCUUCAGACUCGGAGCAGCUGGACAGCGGCCACGAAUUUGAAUGGGAAGAUGAGCUGCCCCGGGCAGAGGGUCUGGCGGCCAGUGAGGCUGCGGAAAGGCUGGGCCGGGGUUGCGUGUGGGACGUGGCUGGAGAAGACGGGCAUCGCUGGAGGGUGUUCCGAACAGGACAGCGGGAGCAGCGAGUGGACAUGACUGCCAUUGAGCCCUACAAGAAAGUCCUGUCUCAUGGAGGUUACCAUGGUGAUGGACUCAAUGCCGUCAUCCUCUUUGCUUCCUGUUAUCUACCCAGAGGCAGCAUUCCCAACUAUGCCUAUGUCAUGGAUCACUUGUUUAGGUAUAUGGUGGGGACUCUGGAGCUGCUGGUGGCUGAAAACUACCUGCUGGUUCACUUGAGCGGCGGCACAAGCAGGGCCCAGGUUCCACCUCUGGGCUGGAUACGCCAGUGUUACCGCACUCUGGAUCGGCGGCUCCGGAAGAACCUGCGCGCCCUGGUGGUGGUCCACGCCACGUGGUACGUGAAGGCGUUUCUGGCACUGCUUCGGCCCUUCAUCAGUUCCAAGUUCACACGGAAGAUCCGUUUUCUGGACAGUCUGGGAGAGCUGGCCAAACUUAUCUCCCUGGAUCAAGUCCACAUCCCUGAAGCUGUCAGACAGCUGGACCGGGAUCUCCACGGCUCAGCAAGUGCCUAG